UGCCUUUUCUCUAUCUCUCUCUCUCUCUCUCUGUCACAUACACAUGCUCUCUCUCAGGUCUCAGGAAUCUCUGCUGUGGUUCUGACACUCAUCUUCUUAAGAAUGGCCUGGAAUCACACUGUCCUGCUCACACUGCUGCCCACCGUCCUCAUUUUAAUAGUGCUGGCAGGGGUUGAAAGUGCAGCCGUUAAAGAUGGAAAAGACAGUGAAGCUAAAGGCACAUCUAAACGAGUUUUCAUGCCAGCAACUGAUGCCUCAAACUUCUUCAAACGCCGUGGUCGCAGAUCCCCAAGAACUUAUGAAGAGUACUAUGCGGAGCAAAGGGUGAAGAUGGCUGCAAACGAGCGAAGGAGGGAGCACUAUGAGGAACAAAGCAAUGAAUACGAGGACUAUUUAGAGGAAGAGCGCAAUGAACAGUAUGAGAGGACCAGAGAGAAGAACGAACAGUGGAGAGAAUUCCACUAUGAUGGGCAAUACCCACGAUACCCUCACCACCGCCCAUAUGUCUGAGCACAUAUGAGCACAUGCAAUGCCUCGAGAGUGAAUCUUCAGUUGAGGGAUACUUUCAUGACAUUAUAUAACUAUUAUUCAAAACAUAUAUGCACUUAUAGACUUAAAGUUCUUAAUGCUACGGAGCCCCUAAAGGGAAAUGGUGAUGAAAAAACUAUGAAAAAAUUAUAUGUUAAUGCUUUUGUGUUCUCUUGCAAAUGCUUUGCGAAUGACUGCGUUUGCUCGCAAAAUGUUUGUGUUCAUCGGAGAAACGUGGCGCCCUCUGGCAAAAUGUCUACAUUUCCCAGAGAAACUUUACGUUUGCUCGCAAAAUGUUUGCGUUCGCUCGAUAAACCGCAUUCCUAUGAGAAACACUGCGUUCGUUUGCAAAAUGAUUGCAUCCACUCAAAAUGUUUGCAUUCCCCCAAACAAACUUUGUUCACUCGCAAAAUGUUUGCGUUCACCAAAGAAACUUUGCGUCUGCUCAAAAUGUUUGCGUUCCCCCCAAAAAAUUUGUUAGCUCACAAAAUGUUUACGUUUACCAGAGAAACUUCUGUUCACUAACAAAAUGUUUACGUUCAACAUAGAAACUUUGUGUCCGCUCAAAAUGUUUGUUCCCCCAAGAAACUUUACGCACACUUACAAAACUGUUCAGUUCUUUGCGAGCAAAUGCAACAUUUUUGCGAGCGAGCGCAAAGUUUCUCAGGAGUACGCAAACAUUUUGCAAGCGAACGCAAUUUCUUGGGGGAAUGCACAAGUUUUGUGAAAGAAUGCAAAAGCUUUAAAAUACAUCAUUUUUCAACACAUGUCCCUGUAAUACGGAGCCCCUAAAUGAACAUGUUGAUAAAAAAAAAUAUGUGUUAAUACUUUGCAAAGUUUCUCUGGGGAAUGCAAAAGUUAUAAUAAUAUAACAUUAUAAAUCAUUAUUAUCAACAGUGAUAUUAUAAUGUAUCAACAUUAUAAAACUUUUAUUUUUUCCGCCUCCACAUUAGGGGCUCCGUAGAAUACAAAUAGGCUAUAAUAAAAGGGUUUGUUUGGAAGGUGUUUUUUUCUGUUAUAAUCACUUUUCUUAAAUCUAAAAUGUUCUUUAUUGGACUCAAAACAUUCAUGAUUAGUUUAUGAUUUUAAGCUUUUUUCCCCCCUGAGAGCAACUGCUUAUUUCCUUCUUCAGUAAUUACAUUCAGCUGUCAUCUGAA
Messenger RNA from Megalobrama amblycephala (Wuchang bream), 1685 nucleotides. It is a transcript of the gene ucmaa, whose product is annotated as upper zone of growth plate and cartilage matrix associated a. Gene Ontology annotation, cellular component: extracellular matrix. NCBI's taxonomy places the organism in Eukaryota, Metazoa, Chordata, Actinopteri, Cypriniformes, Xenocyprididae. The record is from RefSeq and is a predicted model, not a curated record. The transcript is spliced from 5 exons. The coding region runs from base 103 to 510 and encodes 135 amino acids. Gene Ontology annotation, biological process: embryonic skeletal system development; regulation of osteoblast differentiation.